Messenger RNA from Nothoprocta perdicaria, 3874 nucleotides. It is a transcript of the gene ZBTB33, whose product is annotated as zinc finger and BTB domain containing 33. Gene Ontology annotation, biological process: regulation of transcription by RNA polymerase II. Bases 1 to 2028 code for a protein of 675 amino acids. NCBI's taxonomy places the organism in Eukaryota, Metazoa, Chordata, Aves, Tinamiformes, Tinamidae. Gene Ontology annotation, cellular component: nucleus. Gene Ontology annotation, molecular function: RNA polymerase II cis-regulatory region sequence-specific DNA binding; DNA-binding transcription factor activity, RNA polymerase II-specific; protein binding. The record is from RefSeq and is a predicted model, not a curated record. The transcript has a single exon.
AUGGAGGAUAAGAAACUGAUUUCUGCAACAGACGCACAAUAUUCUAGCGUGCUCCUUCAGUCUUUGAAUGAACAACGUGGGCAUGGACUUUUUUGUGAUGUUACUGUCAUUGUGGAGGAUCGGAAAUUUCGAGCUCACAGAAACAUCCUUUCAGCCUCAAGCACGUAUUUUCACCAGCUUUUCUCAGUGGCUGGGCAAGUGGUUGAACUGAGCUUUGUAAGAGCAGAAAUAUUUGCAGAAAUACUUAACUAUAUCUACAGCUCCAAAAUAAUCCGUGUUCGAUCAGAUUUGCUUGAUGAACUGAUUAAAUCGGGGCAACUAUUGGGUGUUAAAUUCAUAGCUGAUCUGGGUGUCCUGCCAUCAGAAGGAAAGACCAUGCUGGGUGAUGCCCAAGACGGCGCUUCAGAAAGCCCAGGUCAAAGGGAUGCUCAGACACAGGUCCCUGCAACACGACAGGAGAGCCGAGAGGCAUCGGGCGGGAUGCCCGUUAUAACAGAAUCAUUCUCCUUACACGGCAUACAGUACGAGACUGCAAAAAUUACAGUGAGUGAUUCAGAUGACGAAGACGACGAUGUCAUCUUUUGCUCCGAGAUUGUUCCCCCAAAGGAAUGUGCUAAAGAUACGAGUGCUGCAACGCAGAGCCAGCCUUGCCCAACCCCGAUUGAAGUUUCUGACCAGAAAUCAUGUGGCAGUGGUGGCGGCUGCUCUCCCCUUCCAGCCAGCACCGCAGCAACUCAAAAACUCACUUCACCUGCCAGCCAACCAGGUCCAAACCAAACACAAUCAAGUGCCGAAUGUCCUGUCACUCCGACCCCCCAGCAUUUGACUCCCAAUAUAAUUUUGCUAAACCAGGCUCCACUUAAUUCUUUACCCAGCAUCAGCUCCUCCAACCAAACAAAUGUGCCCCCUACAAUUAAUCUGCUUGAAGAGAAUCAGCCGCCACCUAAGAAAGAUUGUGUUACUGAAACAGCUGCAGUUGAUGUUGAUGAGGAAGAUGGUGAAGAUGAUGAAGUCAUUAGCUCCUCUAGUCCUGGUUCAGUCAGCAGUAACUCUUUGGUUCAGCCACCUUCUACGCACAAAGCAGCACCCUCUGAAAGUUCGGGUGUACAGAAAAAACAGCUUGUUACAUGUUCACAAGAGCCGUCUUCAAAACCUGGAGAAUUCAAAAUAAAAAUCUCGGAUGUUCUGACUGGAAACAACAAGGAAUUUCAUGCAGGUGUAGCACCAAAACAUGUGGCAGAGGGGCAGAAAAUCAUAACCUUAGAUACAGCGACUGAAAUAGGAGGCUUAUCCACGGGCUGUAAGGUUUAUGCAAAUAUUGGUGAGGAUACCUACGACAUUGUCAUCCCUGUGAAGGACGAUCCCGAGGAAGGGGAGGCCAAACUCGAUGAAACACCUCGAACAUCCGGCGAUGAUUCCCCAAGCAGGAAACGCAUGAAAGUGAAGCACGAUGACCACUACGAGCUCAUAGUGGACGGCAGGGUGUACUACAUUUGUAUUGUAUGUAAAAGGUCAUACGUAUGUCUGACAAGUUUACGGAGACAUUUUAACGUUCACUCCUGGGAGAAGAAGUAUCCGUGUCGAUACUGCGACAAGGUUUUCCCCCUGGCAGAGUACCGUACCAAGCACGAAAUUCACCACACCGGGGAGCGAAGGUACCAGUGCUUGACGUGUGGCAAAUCUUUCAUCAACUAUCAAGUCAUGGCCUCGCACAUACGAUCCGUUCACAGUCAAGACCCUUCUGGAGACACCAAGCUCUACCGGUUGCACCCCUGCAGGUCUCUGCAGAUCAGACAAUACGCGUAUAUCUCCGACCGCUCGAGCAGUAUACCUGUCAUCAACGAGGAUGGAAUUGUUUAUCAUGUUGGCACAGGAAAGGAUGGUGCUGAAGGAACAACGUCGACUCCUCCCGCCAAACAAAUGACCUGGGAUGACAUUUUCAUCCCUCAAGGAAAUGAAGCAAUUUUUAAACAAAAUCCAUCAGAGGGAAGUACUGAGUUUGAGUUUGUAAUACCAGAGUCUUACUGAAAUGCAUUAAAUGCUGGGUGGGGAGGGGGGAAAGCUUCAGUACAGAAAAAUUGCAGCUGUUUUCAAUGAACUGCUAAAAUCAUUGUAAAGCAUAUUGUUAAAGUGAAAAUAAGUUAACUUGUUCUGCCAAGCCAUCAAAUGGUAAUACUUGGAUGGAUUAGCUCCAAGUAAUUUGUAGAAGAGAUUCAUCUGAAAGUUUACUUGAAUAAGAGURAGACGUUUCCAAGGAACCGGCAGUGUUUUCUAGUACAUUAAUUUUGAUCAAAACAUGGGGCUUUGUAGCUUGAAAAGGUACAGUUUCUUCUAAAGAACUAGGGRAAAAAAAAGGCUUCUAAAGUAAUUGAGGUAUUUCCUCUACCCACAUUUAUUAUAUAAACCCUUUCUUUCAUGUUAGCACUUUAAUGUUUAAUUGUGUUUAGACAUUAACCAAGACAAUAAGACUUUUCACCAUAGUCUCUCGAAUAUGGAACCAUUUUAAAGAAAUCCCACAUCUCGUGUCAUUUCUGUGAACAAUGCUUUACUGCAAGGGUCCAAAAUAAUUGAUCCAAUAGUUUGGAGUAGURUAUUUUUGAACUAGCAUCUUAGUUCUGCUUUUAUAAUCAAUCUGAAUGAGUAAGUUAUCAUCAUAACAGAUAUUCUUGCAAACAAGAAAUACUCUGUUUGGGCUAACUUGAACAAACCUUAUUUAUAUUUGGCAGUAUGGUGAGUGGAGAAUAUUCAGUGGCUGGGCCAUUAUAUUUUAUUCUUUUUGCAAAGGGGAAAAAAAMCUAAGCUUAAUUGUGAAGAAGUUUAGAACAUUUAGGAAGGAGAUAUUUUGCAUUUUUAAAUUUUGGGGAAUAAUGUUUAGUUUUAUUACUGCUGGAAAAUAUAACUGUAACUUGGCAUAAAUUGCUAUUCUUUUUUUCUCUCUUUAUGGAGAAAUGCUUCAAUCUGGUAUUUGAAAAAAAGCAAACAUGUUUUUUCUAGAUGAAGGCAUUGAAACUUAAUUCUGGCAGUGCUGUAUCAGUUCAGCACUGAGGCUGCUCUGGAUCYUGGUGUGAAUAUUUAGCUAGAUUGUUACGUGAAUCAAGAAAUUGGAUUUUUCUUCCCCCAUUUAAAGGGGGUGCAAUCAUGGAGACUAAACCAACAAUCAAAGAUUAACCCYCCCUCCCCCAAUAUAUGGUUUAAUUUCUAUACAGUUUCCAUAACAGAGACAUCUAUUUCAGUUUAUUAUAWUGCCCCUUUUUUUCUUAUUGCAAGUGGUACAUGUUUAGACACUUAGAAAAUAGUCAGUAGAAGUCCAACUUGAACAAGAAAUAGUGAAUAUGAGAAAAAAACCAACAGCUGUUCACUGGAGUCAUAGUUUAGCGUUCCAGAUUUAGUGACUUGUUGCAUUUUUGUAAAUGGCAAUAUGAAAGUUGCACAGCAGCUUUAGAGAUGACUGAGAGAGAUUAUUGUGCAUAGUACUAGUUAGUUAAUGGUAACCUUUCCUUAAACUGCAGUUAGGGGUUUUUCUCCUCUUUUAACCUCUUAAGUAAACAUCUUAUGCUAUAGCCUUCACUCUUGAGGUUUYAGACAUCCAGUAUUCUUGACAGAAGGUUAUUUAAGUGGUAAAUUAUUCAAAUGUAGCUCGAGCUAUUAAAAAAGGGUACCAGAGAUCAGUAUUUGUAAUGAAGGGAGAAAGAGGAGAACUGGUUUACCUUCUAUAUGUAAUACUCAGCACUUCUUUUUUCAAUUUUUUUUUUCGUUUGUUUGUUUGGUAGGCAAAGAAUAUGAUAGACAUGGUUAUUUUCGGGUCACGCUGCAAACUGCUCUGAACAUAGAGGGGUUUUGGUGGCAGGUUGGCUGGUGGCCGAGCUGGGCCUGG